AUGGCGGACAGGGCUCCGCGGGAACCCGGGGCGGGGUGGAGGGACGCGCAGAAAGCGCUCCUGGGAGAAGUCGGGCGUCGUCGCAGCAGGUGUCCCCAGGCGGCCCAGCGGCGUGGCCGCCCCCUUCUCGCCCGGCUCGGAGCGGAGGGCAUCGGCCCGGGUUCCGGGCCAGGGAAGGUCCGGACCGGCGCCUGGGAGGUCCGGAGCCCGCUGGCGCCGCGCCGACCGAGAGCGCCCCCGGCGGGGCCGAGGCCGCGCCUCCUCCCGGAACUGGCCGGCGCCGCGAGGCAGGAGGAGCGGCGGGCGCGAGGCAGCCGCGCGCCGGGGGCCAUGGAGGGCCGGACGGGGCGCGCGGGGCUGGAGUUCCGCGGCGGCGGCGGCGGGGCGAGGCCGAAGGACGCGGAGCAGGAAACGGCCCCCGGAGUGCCCCGAGCCCCACCCCUCCGGGGGGCGGCGGAGCGGCUGCGGGGCUCCCGGGACUCGUGGGAGGGCGAGGACGACCCGGAGCCCGGCGGCGGCCGCACGAGCCACACGGCGUCCCUAGUGAGCGGGCUGCUCACCGAGCUGUACAGCUGCACCGAGGAGGAGGAGGCGACCGGCGGGGGCCGCGGGCCCUGGGGCCGCCCGCGGCGCUGCGACAGCCUGGACAGCUCCACCGAGGCCUCCGGCUCGGACAUGGUCCUGGGCGGCCGCGGCGGCGCAGGCGACUCCCGCGUGCUGCAGGAGCUGCGGGAGCGGCCGAGCCAGCGGCACCAGGUGAAGUACCUGCGGCAGAAAGACACUAAUGAACUGAAGACAAUCCUUCGAGAGCUGAAGUACAGGAUUGGCGUUCAGUCAGCAAAGUUACUUCGGCAGCUGAAGCAGAAAGAUAGGCUUCUGCAUAAAGUACAGAGGAACUGUGAUAUCGUGACUGCCUGCCUGCAGGCUGUGUCACAGAAGAGAAGAGUUGAUACAAAAUUGAAGUUCACUCUCGAGCCAUCUUUAGGUCAAAAUGGUUUUCAGCAGUGGUAUGACGCUCUCAAGGCUGUUGCCAGACUAUCCACAGGAAUACCAAAGGAAUGGAGGAGAAAGGUUUGGUUGACCUUGGCAGAUCAUUAUUUGCACAGUAUAGCCAUUGACUGGGACAAAACUAUGCGCUUCACUUUCAAUGAAAGGAGUAAUCCUGAUGAUGACUCGAUGGGAAUUCAGAUAGUCAAGGACCUUCACCGCACAGGCUGUAGUUCCUACUGUGGCCAGGAGGCUGAGCAGGACAGGGUUGUGUUGAAGCGGGUACUGCUGGCCUAUGCCCGAUGGAACAAAAAUGUUGGGUACUGUCAGGGCUUUAACAUCUUGGCGGCACUAAUUCUGGAAGUGAUGGAAGGCAAUGAAGGGGAUGCCCUCAAAAUUAUGAUUUACCUUAUUGAUAAAGUACUUCCUGAAAGCUAUUUUGUCAAUAAUCUCCGGGCAUUGUCUGUGGAUAUGGCUGUCUUCAGAGACCUCUUAAGGAUGAAGCUCCCUGAAUUAUCUCAGCACCUGGAUACUCUUCAGAGAACUGCAAACAAAGAGAGUGGAGGUGGAUAUGAGCCCCCACUUACGAAUGUCUUCACGAUGCAAUGGUUUCUGACUCUCUUUGCCACGUGCCUCCCUAAUCAUACAGUUUUAAAGAUCUGGGAUUCAGUCUUCUUCGAAGGUUCAGAAAUCAUCCUAAGGGUGUCGCUGGCUAUCUGGGCAAAGUUGGGAGAGCAGAUAGAAUGUUGUGAAACAGCAGAUGAAUUCUAUAGCACCAUGGGGCGCCUUACCCAGGAAAUGCUAGAGAAUGAUCUUCUGCAGAGCCAUGAGCUCAUGCAGACUGUUUAUUCUAUGGCUCCAUUCCCUUUCCCACAAUUGGCAGAGUUGAGGGAAAAAUAUACCUACAACAUUACACCAUUCCCAGCCACGGUUAAACCCACCUCAGUUUCUGGACGACACGGUAAGAUCAGAGACAGUGAUGAAGAGAAUGACCCAGAUGAUGAAGAUGCUAUUGUUAAUGCAGUGGGGUGUCUUGGACCUUUCAGUGGGCUCCUGGCGCCUGAACUGCAGAAGUACCAAAAGCAAAUUAAAGAGCCAAAUGAGGAGCAGAGUCUGCGAUCUAAUAACAUUGCAGAGCUGAGCCCAGGAGCAAUCAAUUCCUGUCGAAGCGAGUACCACGCAGCUUUUAACAGCAUGAUGAUGGAACGCAUGACCACAGAUAUCAAUGCACUGAAGCGGCAGUACUCUCGAAUUAAAAAGAAGCAACAGCAGCAGGUUCAUCAGGUGUACAUCAGGGCAGACAAAGGGCCAGUGACCAGCAUUCUCCCGUCUCAGGUAAACAACUCUCCAGUUAUAAACCACCUUCUUUUAGGAAAGAAGAUGAAAAUGACAAACAGAGCUGCCAAGAAUGCUGUCAUCCACAUCCCUGGUCACACAGGAGGCAAAAUAUCUCCUGUCCCCUACGAAGACCUUAAGACGAAGCUCAACUCUCCUUGGCGAACUCAUAUUCGAGUCCACAAAAAGAACAUGCCGAGGACCAAGAGUCAUCUGGGCUGUGGGGACACAGUAGGGCUGAUAGAAGAGCAGAAUGAGGCCUGCAAGACCCACAGCCUGGGGGCAGCGGAGGCGCUCUCCUCUGGUUGUGCGGCGACAGCGCGCGGAGAAGGCAGCAGUGCCGAGGGCAGCAGUGGCAGGACAAUCGAGGGGCAGUCUCCAGAGCCGGUGUUCGCAGAUGCCGUUGUGGACGUGUCUGUGGUCCAGGUGAAGCUGGAGGGCUUGGGACUGAACCAGAGCGGUCCUGCUACUGAAACGGAGCCCAGGGCACACCCACCCCGCCAGCAGCACUUCCCAGAGCCACCUGAUGCACCCAGAGAAAACAAAGCCACCAGCAAAGCUCCCCAAGGCAGCAACUCCAAAACCAUCUUUAGCCCCUUUCCCAGCGUGAAGCCACUGCGGAAGUCAGCCACCGCCAGGAAUUUGGGAUUAUACGGACCUACAGAAAGAACCCCAACCAUGCACUUUCCCCAGAUGAGCCGGAGCUUCAGCAAAUCCGGCGGUGGAAACAGUGGCACUAAGAAACGAUGACGUCCCCCAGAAACUUUGUAUCUAGACUCACCUUUUGCUGGUGGCAUAGGGCUGCUGCUGAAUGGCUCCAAAAGAGUUUUCUUUGUCCGAUAGAUAGGUUCAGAGAUGAGCAACAGUGUAUAAAGUGGGAGUUGGAAGUUUUAAAAUGGGAGUUAGAAUUAGGGAGAUUUUCCCAUCCACUUGAUAACUGAUGAAGUGGAUUCUUGUGGCAAAAUAAAUAUUGUGGUUUUAAAGUGUAAAGUUUUCCCAAGUUUUCAUUGUGAGCUACUUAGAAAAGAAUGUAAACCUAGACUGUUAACCUGCCUUCUUCCAUCCUCCUGUUCUGAGGGCCUUAGGGUCCCUGUGACAACACCCCCAAACCUUCCGGUUCUCUGAGUGUUGUUAUACUAAUACUCAAGCAUGCACAUACCAGCCUGCUAGAACAGAAACUGUAAAAAGAAAGUUUCUUUGUUGCAAAAAACUUCCUGAUGUUCCUCUUCAUGCUCUGUUGGAGGGAUUGUUUGUAUGUGUGAGUUUUUCCUCAGUGCCAGUCUCAAAAUUGGUUUUUUUUUUUCUUAUGCUAAAGUGUAGGAGAAAAAUCUAGAUAGCCUUUCUUUACCUUUCUACCUGCAAAAUGGAGAAAACCUUUAAUCUGUUGAACUUUAGGCUGAUAACCAGCUUGAAGAUCUUAUGCAGAGAAUACACAUAGGAUAUGCUUUAAGCAGUUGCUCUGAACAGCUUGCUCAUGCCACUCAGCUUUUCCCGAGGUUCGUUUUCUCCUCUCGAGGAGCGCUGUGGUCCUCAGUGGUGCGGAUAACUUGGUGGGCUCCCCGUGGCGCUUGACCUGCAUCCUCCGCCGCGCCACGCAGCCCACUCACCCACCAGCUCUCCACUGUAGACGCACAAGGCCUCUGCUCAGAAGCCAGAACACAGCACCUGUGACUCUGUUACUUGAAUUUUGUGCUUUUUUGAUUGGAGUCCUUCGCUGAGUACUUUGUUACUUGAACACUGCCUUUCUCCAGAGACGGCCCCAGUGCUUUCUAGCUUUCUCUCACCCACUCCUGCCCGGGCCCAGCGGGUCAGAGAGAGCACCUCUUGUCUCCACUAUGCAGAUGGGAACUCUGAGCCACGCAGAGGUGAAGUAGCACUUCAGUUACUCAAGGUAAAUCCUCCUGGUAUUCCAUGUGGCUUAGCCACGUUUCCUCCAGUGCAAUAGGUGGGCGUAAUGCUCUUUGUACACAGGUGCAUUGGCUACAUAGAUGUCAAAAACCAAGACCGGGAAGCCAUUCACUCUACUCCCUCCUGACUCAAAGGACCUUUCUCCAGACAAUACGGAGUCCUGUGAUGGCAUUUCACAGAACCAGCUCUGACUUCCUUAUCCUGAAAAGGGAUUUUAAAAUGCUUCAUGCACCUGGAUUUGGCUAAACAAAAGACUCCCUCCUCAGUCCCCUUCUCCCCACCAUCAUUAGCAGAAUAGACGUAGCAUCUUUAUCUUCAUCUCUGGAAGACUUUUGGUGAUGCUUGCAGGAGUAUUGUUGAUGAAGUCAGUAUUAAUUUGAGCUAAUUGGGUUGCUAAUUCUGAAACCAAAGCUAUAAAAUUUGGGAGAGGGCUUUUACUAUGAGAGGUACUAAUUUUUAUAAUAAAGUGGAGAAUGUGGUUGUGUGGGCUUUUUUGAACAAAACAUAAGAAUGUCAUAUUCAGUGAGAAAAGCUAUUUUAUCCCCUUUGUGGUAUUUUUACCCCCAAAGGAACUGAAGAUGGAAAAUAUGACUAAUAAGUUGCUGCAGUUUUGGUCUUGAAUUCUGUACCAUCUGAAGUUAGCAUGCAGCUUCUUAAACAGCAGCCAUGCCCGCAGCCUAUUUCUCGGGAAGGGUGUGGGUGCAGAGUUGGGCUUACUUUGCAUACCACCCCCAGGAAACCCACUGCAUUUUCCAAAGUGAAGCAAAUGACACGAGUCUCUUCCUUCUGCUGAACUUUACAGAUAAGAAUGAUUCCACCUCAUAGUCUUUUCUUCUCCCCCUUCCCAAAAGAGUCAGAAUGGCUUUGUCUGACUUGACAUCCCUCAAGGAGAACAUGACAAUUGUUCUUUCCUCUCUUGAAUCAGCUCAGUAGCACCCUGAUUGGUGAGGUUCAAGGAGACGGGUAAUGAGUUGGAAGCCAGUUUCCACCGAGUCCUUGGAGUUGCACUGUUGCCCUCUACCAGCUGUCUUAGUGUUAACAGCACAUGUUGUGCCCUGUGAACUCUCUCUUCUCACCCAUUUCCCAGGGUUGGUCUUCCUGAGAAGGGGAUGGAUAAAAUGGCUCACGGUUUGGGAUAAGUAUUUGUUGAAAGAAUUAAUGAAUAACUAACUGAAAGGAUGAUAGUCCUUUGAGAUAAAAAUUACUUUGUCAGAAUUUUAAAAAUCCAACAGAUUCCUGUUAAAGCACUCUUGUACCACUAACAUGCAUGCAUUGUACCAAGUCAUCACAGUGUGAGUUGGUCAAUUUAUGAGCCUUGCCUACGUUAGAAAAUAAAGAAUUCUGCAGUAGCCUCUACCACACAGCAUGUACAAAGACCAGUACAGACUUGCUAUCUUCCCUAUGUAUUGGACACUGUAUGCAAACACCAGAAGUACUUAACAGGUAGCAGUUUCCUGAUUUUUAGAUAUGUAUCUGUAGCCUCCUAGCACUUCUGCUGGGAGCUGACUCAUUCUGAUGCCUCUGCACCUCUGUCCUUUUACAAAAGCCUCCAGAUGAUCUAAACCUAGUUUGUAAUGUUACCCUAUCGGCUGUAACUGUUUGGAAUAUUGUAUUCCUUUUUUUGUCUCGUUCUGAAGAAUUGUAUUGAUUACAAAGAUAUAUGCAUAAAGAUUCUUUUUGUUGUA
Lemur catta (Ring-tailed lemur) is the source of this 5915-nucleotide messenger RNA. RefSeq names its product TBC1 domain family member 30 (gene TBC1D30). The transcript is spliced from 14 exons. NCBI's taxonomy places the organism in Eukaryota, Metazoa, Chordata, Mammalia, Primates, Lemuridae. Gene Ontology annotation, cellular component: endoplasmic reticulum. Bases 1 to 3072 code for a protein of 1023 amino acids. The record is from RefSeq and is a predicted model, not a curated record.